AUGUAUCCUGAAAUUACAUCAUUAUUGAGCUAUUAUAUUGUGUUCUAUCUAUCCUAUUCUAUCGGAUCCAACAGGCAGUUUUUUUCUCUGCACGGAAAAUUCCACCUUCUAAAUAUGUCCGAUACGGAACACAAUAAUUCACCCAACCAUAUUUCUUCCCAAAAUAAUACAGCAAACAAUCAACCUACAUCUUUCCUGGAGGACCUUAACACCGCAUGGUUGCCAUUCCAUGAAAACGAAAACUUACCUACAAGUAUUUACAAGGGCAAUAAUACCUUACUGUCAGACGAUAGACUACUAAUGCUCCAGAUUAUCCCCGGAAUAAGCUUAUCAA
Acaulospora morrowiae is the source of this 334-nucleotide messenger RNA. The record is from the annotation of a GenBank genome assembly. Lineage: Eukaryota; Fungi; Glomeromycota; Glomeromycetes; Diversisporales; Acaulosporaceae.